ACACACAGACAUGUACAUACACACAGAGACAGAUGUACACACACAUACAGACACAUGUAUACACACACAGGCACGUACAGACAUGUAUACACACAGAUACAUGUACAUACACAGAAAUACACACGCACAGACACAUGUACAUACACACAGACACAUAAAUGUACAUACACGCAGACACAUGUACAGAUACACACAUGUACAUACACAGACACACCUAUAAAAAGUUGCAGUACUUUGUUGUUCACUCACAGAGCUGGGUACUGCACUCUAGGGGAGGCAGAGAGCACAGCACACACUCCUUCCUUCGCUUUCACUAUGCUCAGCUAUUGAGCAGUCUGACGGCUCCCAGUGUCAAUGGCAGAUCCGGCCUGAGCUCCGAGCCUGCUCAGCAAGACGGCCCUGGGGGACACACUCGCCCCCACCAUAAUUUCCACUUGCCAUUGGCAAGCAGGCGAGUGGAAAUUUGAAGGCCUGGU
Molecule: messenger RNA, 476 nt
Organism: Staurois parvus
Lineage: Eukaryota; Metazoa; Chordata; Amphibia; Anura; Ranidae
Source: the annotation of a GenBank genome assembly